GAGGCUGUUACACACUUGCGCACUGUGCGUAAAGGACACAAGUAUCCAAACCUUCGCCUGGACUUGUUUCGGACUCACCGUUUCAAAUUAAACUUUUGGAUUUUAAAAGAGGACUUUUUAUUAGGCCUACACGUGUACUUCUGUUACCGCAAACAACACCUACAAACAAAUCUUUGUAUAACAGAUGUGUGGAAGAAGAAUACUAUGGAAUAUCAUGGAAUAUAGUGCACGGGGAAUUUAAAAACAUUGAGCUUCCGAUGCGGCAUGGAUAGAAAAAGAGUUUCGUGUCGUCUGGAGUUUUAGAUGGACUUUAUUUGGAAAUCCUGGUAGGUUGCAAAUGCACGGAGGAUUUAGAGUUGGUGUCCUUAUCAUAUGGACUAUUGCUGAUGCGUUAAAACAUCUCACAAGACGUUCAUAAGUGUGAAGUAUUUAGGCAAGUUUUGGGGUUUGGAUUCUAAUGUAUGCGCAUUUUUAUACUUCCCACUUUAAUUAAUCCUCGUACCUCCAGAUUAUAUAAUUUUUUAGUUUUUGUUUUCAAGAAGGGGGCAAGAACGAUAUUAUGACUGACUUUCACUCAUGGACUCUCCAAAUGGAUCGAGCGCAGGUUUGCGUUCCUCCUUAAAGCUGCCCAUAAGGUGGCUGUGCGGCACGAGGAAUACUCCAAAGUCUUAUCAUGGCUCAAACAAACACGGAAUAUGGUCACAUCUGCUGGCCUGAGCCCAUCUGAUCUUGUUCUUGGCUGAUCUGUCAGGUUUAGCGUGAUCAUGGUCUCCUCCGGCUGCGCGCUCAUGGUUCUGAUGGUCGCACAGGUGCUCUUUGGAGACUCCAGUGGACUCGUUCCUCAGGUCGGUCGCUCCUCGUUGUCCCAGGACGUCUUACAUGCCUUUGAACUUCGGCUUCUGAACAUGUUUGGACUUAAACACAGACCGGUUCCCAGCAAGUCUCCGGUGAUUCCGCAGUACAUGCUGGACUUGUACUCGAUGCACUCGGUGAACGCGGAGCAGAGUAACACCUACCGACCCAAAGUCUCCGCGGGGAAAGGUUCAGAAAGAUCCGCGAGCCGCGCAAAUACAAUCAGGAGCUUCCACCACGAUGAAUCCAUGGAAGAUCUGUCCAGUUCAAGUGGAAAAACGACUCAACGGUUCAUAUUCAACCUGAGCUCGGUCCCCAGCGAGGAGUCGGUGACAUCGGCGGAGCUGCGGAUAUUUCGAGAGCAGGUGACCAACGGCAGCACGGGAUACCACCGCAUAAACAUUCACGAAAUCAUCAAACCUUCCGGAACCUCUAAAGAGGCAAUCACGAGACUCCUGGACACCCGGCUGGUUCAGCACAGCUUGAGUAAAUGGGAGAGUUUUGACGUCAGUCCCGCCAUCCUGAGGUGGACAGCGGACGGGCACCCUAACCACGGCUUCGUGGUGGAAGUGGUUCACCCGGACGGCGAGGAGGAGAACUCCAAAAAGCACGUUCGCGUCAGCAGGUCCCUGCACGACAGGGAGGACACGUGGCCACAAAUGAGUCCGCUCUUGGUGACCUACAGCCACGACGGCAAAGGCAGCGUGCUUCACGCUCGAGAGAAACGCCAAGUACGGACAAAUAAACAGAGGAAGAAGCACAAAGCGACCUGCAGGAGACACUCACUCUACGUGGACUUCAGCGACGUGGGCUGGAACGACUGGAUAGUCGCCCCGCCGGGUUACCAUGCGUUUUACUGUCAGGGGGAGUGCCCGUUUCCUCUGGCGGACCACCUGAACUCCACCAACCACGCUAUUGUACAGACACUGGUGAACUCCGUGAACAACAACAUUCCCAGGGCCUGCUGCGUUCCCACGGACCUGAGCCCUGUUUCUCUGCUCUACCUGGAUGAAUAUGAGCGAGUGAUCUUAAAAAACUACCAGGACAUGGUUGUGGAGGGCUGCGGGUGCCGCUGACCCCUCAGACAUUUACAGACGCUUGAGUUUUCCCAAUACUAAACUUUAUUUAUAAUAAAGUCAAACACAUAUUUUGGAAAAGUAUAUAAAGAUAUAUUUAUGUUCACUACUGGGAAAAUAAAUAUUUUAAUCAGAGUUGAGAAACUGA
This is a messenger RNA of Misgurnus anguillicaudatus (oriental weatherfish), 2076 nucleotides long. RefSeq names its product bone morphogenetic protein 2a (gene bmp2a). Gene Ontology annotation, cellular component: extracellular region. Gene Ontology annotation, molecular function: growth factor activity; cytokine activity. The record is from RefSeq and is a predicted model, not a curated record. NCBI's taxonomy places the organism in Eukaryota, Metazoa, Chordata, Actinopteri, Cypriniformes, Cobitidae.